AUGGGUCCCAAUGUGAAGGACAAUUCAAUGCCAAGUCAUGGUCCUUCAUCAGUGAACAAUAUAGAAGUUUGUCUCAAUGAACAACGUGUUACGAAGAUAGAGGAGAUUCGGCGGUCUUUGGUUGAAAUUCAUUCUGUUUUAUGUGCUCAUGGUCUAUUCCAACAUGACCACCAGAUCUGUGGUACAUGUUCAGUCAAUUCAAGAGGUUGUAGAAAGAUUCAAGAUGAUUUGCAAGGCGUCCUUGAUCAGGGUUUGAUUCAGAUUUCUAGACAAGUGAGUUCUCCAGAAUCACAAGAACAAGAGGUGAAUGUCAUCAUUCCUUGCUUCAACAUUCCAGAGAAAGUAGAGAUAGAUUAUCAUCCGAGGGAGCCAGUGGUGAUUUGCCCUCCGGGCCCAAUGCCUUACACUUCAGAUAAAGCGGUCCCCUACCGCUAUGCAGCAACUAUUAUUGAGAACGGUAAAGAGGUCGUGAUUAAAACCUUAGCCUCAGUUACCAAUAUCGCAGCAAAUAGCCGAAUGACGCGCAGUGGCCGCGUGUUCGCUCCGCCGGUUAUCCCAAGUAGAAAUGUUGAGAAAGAUCCAGUAGUCGUGGUACCAGUGACAAGAGAAGCAGAAGGGCAAACAAGCAAUUCAACCCUUGAUAAAGAAACAGAUGAACUACUUAGAAUUAUCAAGCUCAGUGACUACAAAGUGGUAGAUCAGUUGCUACAGACACCGUCAAAAAUCUCGAUCCUGUCCUUAUUAUUGAAUUCAGCUGUCCACAGAGAAGCACUACUGAAGGUGCUUGAUCAAGCCUUUGUAGAACAGGAUAUAACAGUAGAGCAGUUCAACAAUGUUGUAGGCAGCAUCACUUCGUGCAAUGGCUUAGGCUUUUGUGAUGAAGAACUGCCAGAAGAAGGAAAGAAUCACAACUUCGCUCUCCAUAUCUCAGCCAAUUGUCAAGGGGAUUCUUUGUCUAAUAUCCUAAUUGACACCUGUUCAUCUCUGAAUGUCAUGCCCAAGUCUACCUUGGUGAAGCUAAAGUACAAAGGGGGGCAAAUGCGGCACAGUGGAAUUAUUGUGAAAGCGUUCGAUGGAUCAAGAAAAUCAGUCAUUGGAGAAGUUGAUUUGCCUAUUGGUAUUGGACCACAUGUAUUCCAGAUCACUUUCCAGGUUAUGGAUAUAGUGCCAGCUUAUAGCUGUCUGCUUGGACGCCCAUGGAUUCAUGAGGCGGGUGCCAUUACAUCCACGUUACACCAGAAGUUAAAAUUUUUCAAGAAUGGGCAAAUAGUGACGGUUAAUGGGGAGCAGGAUAUGCUGAUUAUCCACCUUUCAUCGUUUAGUGUGAUAGAAGCAGACGAAACGGAUGUUCAAACUCCAUUUCAGGCCCUGACCAUCGAUGAUUACAAGAAAAGUGAAGGUUCAAUCGCGUCAUUCGAAGACGCCCAGCAGAUUGUCAAGACAGGUCCUACAGAAAUGUGGGGCAAGCGGUGGGUUUAUCAACAUGGUAGCAGUUGA
This is a messenger RNA of Lathyrus oleraceus (garden pea), 1497 nucleotides long. RefSeq lists its product as uncharacterized. Bases 1 to 1497 code for a protein of 498 amino acids. Lineage: Eukaryota; Viridiplantae; Streptophyta; Magnoliopsida; Fabales; Fabaceae. The transcript is spliced from 2 exons. The record is from RefSeq and is a predicted model, not a curated record.